Molecule: messenger RNA, 4461 nt
Organism: Tachysurus vachellii
Lineage: Eukaryota; Metazoa; Chordata; Actinopteri; Siluriformes; Bagridae
Gene: atp1b2b
Product: ATPase Na+/K+ transporting subunit beta 2b
Exons: 8
Coding region: 402-1283 (293 amino acids)
Biological process (GO): sodium ion export across plasma membrane; intracellular potassium ion homeostasis; potassium ion import across plasma membrane
Cellular component (GO): sodium:potassium-exchanging ATPase complex
Molecular function (GO): ATPase activator activity
Source: RefSeq, a predicted model, not a curated record
GACGACGGAUGGUUUUUUUUUUUUUUAUCUUACCGCAGUGUCGGCACUUUUUUUUUUCCUCUGCACUGCACCGCACCGCUCUGCGGAUCGCCCCGGGCUGCUGUCGGCGCAUGCGCAUUGCCAUGAGAUAACGAGCCGGUCACGGAACUUCCCUCCUCAUUCAUCCUUCUUUUUUAAUUUCAUUUAUUUUUCACCUUUCUAUAAUCUAAUAGGCGCUGAUCUCUAAGGGUCCUUCUCAUUUGCCUUGAGAUUUAGAAAUAGGGUUAUAUUUAAAAAGAGAUCUGGUUAAGAUCCUUUCUCCAGUAGAUCUCUUGUAGAAUAGAUCUACUGUGUGUGCGUGUGUGUGUGUGUGAGGCUUUAGUUCAGUGACCGCAUCAUUGUUGCAUCAAAUAGCAAAGAAAAUGGCAAAGGACGGGAACAAGAGCGGAUGGAAAGAGUUCAUCUGGAACCCGAGGACCCGCGAGUUUUGCGGGAGGACCGCCAGCAGCUGGGGCCUGAUCCUUUUGUUCUACUUGGCCUUCUACAUUUUUCUGGCUGGAUUAUUCUGUGUCACCAUCUACGUCAUGCUCCUGACCCUCGAUGAUAACAAACCCACCUACCAAGAUAGGCUUGCUACACCAGGCAUGAUGAUCAGACCUACAGGUGAAGAUCUGGAGAUCAUCUACACCAAGGAGAAUACAGAGAGCUGGGACACCUAUGUACAGGCACUGAACAGCUUCCUCUCACCAUACAACAACUCAGUGCAGGAGCAAAAUAACAUGGUCUGUAUCCCAGACGAGUUCUUCAUCCAAGAGGACAGUGACAGCGUGAAGAACAACCCUAAGCGCUCGUGCCAGUUCAAGCGCAGCUGGCUGGAGGAAUGCUCAGGCCUCACUGACCUCACCUAUGGCUAUGGCAAUGCCAAUCCCUGCGUUAUCAUCAAACUCAACCGGGUGAUCGGCAUGCUGCCAGGGAAGGAUGGUCCUCCACCAAGUGUUAGUUGUGGUCCCAAGAAAUACAAAAUCAACCUAGAUGAGUGGGGUGACGACGGAGACAAGAUGGGGAACAUGACAUACUUUCCUCCCAAUGGCACCUUUAACCACAUGUACUUCCCAUACUACGGCAAGAAGGCACAGGUGAACUACUCGCAGCCACUGGUGGCCGUCAAGUUCACAAACCUGGCGAGGAACGUUGACGUGAACGUGGAGUGCAGAAUCAUUGCCAGCAACAUCCAGUCCAACAACGACCGUGACAAGUUUGCCGGCCGCAUCUCAUUCAAGCUGAGGAUCAACUCGAAGGAUUAGUUUGAAGGAAGUCUACACCGUUCCUUAGAAGCUCUUGUGUAUACACAUAGACAUCUGCUUUAUACACACACAUACACCAUACACCAUGUUAGGAGACAAACACACCAUUCUCAAGCAAUCAAACAUGUCACCAAAAAUAAGACGAAUUUGUGUAUGUGUGUAUGUGUGUGUGUGUGUGUGUGUGUGUGUAUACACUAAGUGUUUCCUAGUAUUACCAAUUUAAUCUGAACAUGAGAAAUCUAUUUAUACUGCAUGACUAUAAUGUAAAAGAAACAUUUAUGAUGGGAAGCAGUGAGGAUUUGAUGGAUAGGUGGCGAGGUUGUGAUCGAUCAGGUCACGUGACUCAAAAAUAAGGCAAAACACCGAUAUCAAAAGCGUACGAAAUAUACGACUUGAGAGCUAGGGGGUGUUUAUAAAGGAUUAUCUUUCUAGCGCCGUUUUUCUGCAUGUGAGUGUGUGUGUGUGUGAAUGAGUGUGUGUUUGUGUGCGUAUGUGUGUCUGUGAAUUCUCUCCUAUGCUUACUCACUAAUAAUAUGAAUAUUUUCUAAACUACAACUUAGUACCAGAUUAUACAAUAUAUCCCAACACCCUGAAAAUCUUCAAAUAUCAUUAAACACGAUGCUUAGUAAUUUAAUUAACUGGCCAUUUUUAUAUCUGUAAAAAUGCCUGACAACUUUUCAGCCACACAGCUGUACCCUAGCAACGUUCUGGCUUCAACCGGAUUGGCCAACAGGUGUGAAUCACCACCCAAUGAAGCAUCACAUUCGUGUAUGGGCUGCUCUUGAUGUUUGUAUUUACGUGUUAUAAAUAGAUCCAGACGACAACAUUAGAGUAAAAAACGAUAACAUAUCCGGCACUGUUGUGUCUAAAAUGGUGAAAAGCUCUAAAAACAAUUCUGCAAUUCACCUUCAUUUUAUCAUCACUGCUGACGUCACGCACACGUUCUCCAUCCAGCGCGCCUCAUUUACACGAGGUGAAGCUUUUUAUGCUUAUUUAUAUACAUAUAUAUCUAAAUGUAUAAAUAAGUAAUAUAUUAUAGUUUUGCAUGUAUAAUAAUGUAUUUCAUGUCGAUUUAAAGAAAGAAAGAAGGAAAGAAAGAAAGAUUCUGACAUUUGUAUUGAUUUGCACUUGGUCUAGUUUGAUUGAUGUGAGUGUGUUUCAGUGUGUGGGAGUGUGUGCAUGUGCAUAUAUCGUUAUAUAUGCCACUAAACGUGUGUGUGUGUGUGUGUGUGUGUGUGCGCGUGUCUUUACCUUAUCCUCAUAUUUUGUUCUAUGUAUUAUAUAUUUUUGGGAGCAUUCACUCUCCGUUAAUAGUCAAGUGAUAGAGAUCGUAGAAAAGUAGAAAAGUGGAGUGUCUUAGAUUUUUUUUUUAUUAUUAUUAAGAAAUCUUUCCACAUAUAAAAGAAACAAAAAAUAAAACGCUACACUCAUCUUUUUUUACAAUUUUUUUUUUUUUUACUGUGUAUGCUCUCCUGAGCCGAGACAAAUCCGUUUGUUUUGUCUCUCUUCCAUUUUUGCUCUUUAAUUAAGGGGCGCACACACACACAGACACACUCACACACAAACACACACAUGUGCUGUGUCCUCCAGCAGAUCAGAUAUGUGUGCUCUCCAUCUACCUGCCUAAUCUCUUAAUCUGAUUGGUUAAUCCAGGACAGGGAGGUCAUGUUAUCCCCAUCCCCCAUAUUUUUUCUUAUUUUGAAUCUUUCUUAAUUUCACUCCUUUUUUUUUCUUGAUCUCUUCUUUUAAAUUUCAUUCUUUUUUGUGAACUCCUUGAUCUAUUUUUCGGUGUGUUUGCAUUUUCCCUCCACCUCGAGUACUUCUUGUCUUUCUGACCAUUCCUUACUGCUGUAAUUGUGUGUAUAUGUGUGUGUGCUGGAGGCACCUCCUGUGCUCUCUCUCUCUCUCUCUCUCUCUCUCUCUCUCUCUCUCUCUCUCACUCUCUCUCUCUAUGUAUCUCUCUCUCUCACUCUCCCUCUGGUGCAUAUUUAUUACCACAGUGGAUAGCUGAUCUUUCAGACCACAAGGGUCCAAGUCAUAAAUAUUCAUGAGCUACAGGUUUCGUGUCGCAUAUCAUUAACCGCGUCUGUCACAGCCUUCCAUGUAGGUGUAUUAUAACAAAAAAUAAAUAAAACUGACAGCUGAAUAACCAAUUCAGACAUUUUAAACAGGACACACAUAACAACAACAAUGUUUAAAAUACCAAAUCAUCUAAAAACACAUCAAAUCAGAUUUCAUGAUCUGCGUAAUUUUUGCUUUGCCCCUCCCCCACCCCAGGUCACUGAAGAAGCCGGAUCGUCAGUGUUACUUGCCGCCAUUUCACAGCUAACGGGAAAUAACUAUUUGACAAAGGUGAUGCGUUAAAAAAGCAAUAUUACGCGGCGUAUUAUCUUUCGGAUUGCCUUUUUGAGUUGGUCAGAGUGUAGCAAUAUGAAAUGUAGUAUAUUAUUGGCAUUAUAGAUAAAUAGAUAGAUAGAUAUUUAGAAAUAUAUAGAUAUAUAUUAUUCUAUGUACAUCUGAAAAAAGUCAGAUAUAUAAUACAUGGUUUGAUUGUGUGGAAUUUUUUUUUUCUUUUAAAGUUAAAAAGAAAACAGUGUGUAUUUUUACUCUUGUUGCUUUCUCAUUUGAAAAGAAGAAUGUAAUGCUAUGGAAUGUAAAAUAAAAAAAUGUUUUACGCUUGAAAUUAUUAACCAAAUAAAAUGCGAACUCAAGAGCUACAUGAAAAUUUGAACGCUCCUCUGUGCGCUGUAUUUCGUUGUGGGAAAUGUACACAAAAUUCACACACACACACACACACACACACACACAAACACACAGACAUAUUUUGAAGAGAAUAUUAGAUUAUUAUAUUUAUAAAUCAUAAUCAUAAUCCAACCUGACUUUCACAUGUCAUUACUAUAAUCUCUGUCUCUCUCAUUUAAUUUUGUCUCUGUACAAAUGACAGUAACACACACACACACACACACAGAGCGAGAGAAAGGUAGAUUAGGGCGCAUUAAGGGUAUUUGGGAGUCUAAAAUAAACCUAUCACGAGCAGGUGACAAUCAUUCACACACACACACACACACACACGGUGCUGUCACUAUGUUGUUUCAAACCCACAUCACAGACUAUGGUCUGUGUUGUACAAAAAUGCAUGAGAUCUGAUUCUGACUUAGUCAGUUUAAGUAGAUCUGUU